GCACGACAGACUGGUCACACUGCCAAAAUAUGAGGAUUUCCAGAUAGUAACGAAAUAUCCACUUUAGCAUAAUUGGGAUUUAAAGACAUUAUGCUAAUACCUGUAUAGUCAACAUCGAGCGACAAUACACUUCGGAGCGGUUUUCCACGAUGAGCUUCAUAGACCAGGAAGUUACCGAGUUCCGGGCCAAAUGUGAGAAGCAAGUGCCGCACACCAAGAUCAUCAUUUGCUCCAGCUCGCUGAUCCGGGUUGACAUUUAUCCGGAACGGCCCAAUCGCUCCAUGACGGUGUGCCUCCGCUUUCCCGAGAACUACCCGCAGAGCACGCCCAUCCUGGUGGAGUUGAAGAGCCGCGUGUACUCCGACAAGCUGCUGUCCGAACUCACCCGCUUAAUUGAUGACUACGCCGCCGAUUUUCUGGGCAAGCCGCAGGCCCUGCUGGUCCUCGCCUUCGCUCAGCAGUAUUUGACGGAUAAUCCCCUGUGCGUGUGCCUGGACGAAAUCAAGCAGCUCAGGGCGGACGUAAAGGCGCCCGGAACCUCAACGGAGAGUCAGCUGAAGCUGAAGCAGAAGAACAGAAGCGUAGAGCUGGUCGCCAAGGGAGGCCUCUACACCUACAGAGUCGUCGCUUGCGUUCCCGAAAGCUAUCCGAUGCAGAGCGUGGAGCUGCGCGGCCAGGAGUCCAACCUUCCCGCUGUACUCGUACGGUACCUGAAUGGCCAGUCACGGGAGAUAGCCCGCCAGUGCGUGGAGCCACCGAUCCGACUCAGCAAGGAGGCCCUGGCCAAUUUCCGGCCAGUCAGGAGCCUGCAUCGAUCCCUCAAGUUCUGCUUGGAGGCCACCCGGGACUUUCAUAUCGAACUGUGCCCCAUUUGUGAUAAUACCGUGUUGCCAGAGGAUCCGCAGGAUAUCGAACUGGAUGACAAUGCCGACUCCUUCAUCGAGCGAGUCUACUGCGGUCACCUGUUCCACCAGGGGUGCCUUAAGAAAUACCUCUCCGAGCCACCGUUCCCCAAGGGCGGCAAACUGUGCCCGGCCAAGCGCCGUCAUCCGCGCUCCGAUGCUCAGACCUACAUGGGAAGACCUCAAAUUGCCACCAGUGGCGGAGCAGUGCUACCCAAAGCUUCAGAGGAUGUUGUGUGCGGUAUUAAGCUGGCCCAUGAUCGCUGGGUGGUCAGCGUGAAGACGGCGGAGGCGCGCUGGGCCCAGAAACAGGCUCGCCAGCGGGAGCUCGAGGAGGUGGUGGACUUCCUGCAAUAACAGAUAGUUCAACUCAGAAGCUGUGUACUGUAUAAUGGUUAUGUAUUUUGUGAUUUGUAUUCGAAUACGCUUAUAUUGCUAAUGAAAUAAAUAAAGUGAAGAUGGA
Drosophila kikkawai is the source of this 1365-nucleotide messenger RNA. RefSeq lists its product as uncharacterized. Gene Ontology annotation, molecular function: protein binding. Lineage: Eukaryota; Metazoa; Arthropoda; Insecta; Diptera; Drosophilidae. The record is from RefSeq and is a predicted model, not a curated record.